CAUGUAUAUUUUUUUACCUAGAUUCUUGUCAAUUGUUUCCUUGAAUGCUGUAUUAGCAGUUUAAUGACAAGACUCACAGGAUUAUUAUUGUAAAUUAACUUACAUUAGCAAUAAAAUGAUCAAAAGAAGUGCCACAAAACAGAAAUAAAAAGCGUAGCCCGGUAAAUUGUGCAAGAAAAAUCGUAAAGCGCUUUGCUCGAAGAGGUAUUGCUACUCUUGUUCAUGUAUAUAUAUAGAAUCAUCGUAAAAUUUGUAGUAAUUUAUUCUCUUAAAUUUAUUUAUUUUAAAGUUAAAACACGUUAAAAUAAGAUUAAGAUAACACAAUUAAGAUAGGGUACAGCUGAAAAGUUAUCAAGAUUUAUAGUAAAUUGCUGAAAAACCACGUAAAAAAAUAAUUUGCAUCUUAGAUUUACGACACAAAACCAUUAAACAUGGAAGACUCGCAUUGCAAAACAUCCGAAGAAGUGUUGAAAUUCUUCAACACAAAUGAUGAAUUAGGAUUAACACCAGAUCAAGUCAAACAAUAUCAAGCUAAAUAUGGACCUAAUGAACUUCCAGCAGAGGAAGGCAAAUCAAUAUGGCAAUUAGUGCUCGAACAGUUUGACGAUCUUUUAGUUAAAAUUUUGUUAUUGGCUGCUAUUAUUUCAUUUGUAUUAGCUCUUUUUGAAGAACAUGAGGGUAUUGAAGCAUUCGUAGAACCAUUUGUAAUUUUACUUAUUUUAAUUGCUAAUGCUGUCGUCGGUGUGUGGCAAGAACGUAAUGCAGAAUCAGCUAUUGAGGCCCUUAAAGAAUACGAGCCCGAAAUGGGUAAGGUUGUUCGUCAAGACAAAAGCGGUGUCCAAAAGCUCCGCGCCAAGGAAAUUGUUCCAGGUGAUAUCGUUGAGGUGUCAGUCGGUGACAAAAUUCCAGCUGAUAUUCGUUUAAUUAAGAUCUACUCAACCACAAUUCGUAUUGAUCAGUCAAUCUUGACUGGUGAGUCAGUAUCCGUUAUUAAGCACACAGAUGCCGUUCCAGAUCCACGCGCUGUCAAUCAAGACAAAAAGAAUAUCUUGUUUUCUGGUACUAACGUUGCUGCUGGUAAAGCACGUGGUAUUGUUAUUGGUACAGGAUUAAACACAGCUAUUGGUAAAAUUCGUACUGAAAUGUCAGAAACUGAGGAAAUUAAGACUCCAUUGCAACAAAAGCUUGACGAAUUCGGUGAACAAUUGUCAAAGGUCAUCUCAAUCAUUUGCGUUGCUGUCUGGGCUAUCAACAUUGGACAUUUUAACGAUCCAGCUCAUGGUGGUUCAUGGAUUAAGGGAGCUAUCUAUUAUUUCAAAAUUGCCGUUGCUCUUGCCGUCGCUGCUAUUCCAGAAGGUUUGCCAGCUGUCAUUACAACAUGUUUGGCUUUAGGUACACGUCGUAUGGCCAAAAAGAAUGCUAUUGUUCGUUCAUUGCCAUCCGUUGAAACUCUUGGUUGCACAUCCGUUAUUUGCUCAGAUAAGACUGGUACAUUGACAACAAAUCAAAUGUCUGUUGCACGCAUGUUUGUCUUUGACAAGAUUGAAGGAAAUGACAGUAGCUUCACAGAAUUCGAAAUAACUGGAUCAACAUACGAGCCAAUUGGUGAUCUCUUCUUGAAAGGAGGUAAAGUAAAGGCCUCAGACUAUGACAUUCUUCAGGAACUUGGAACAAUUUGCGUCAUGUGUAACGACUCAGCUAUUGAUUUCAAUGAAGUCAAACAAGCAUUCGAAAAAGUUGGUGAAGCCACAGAAACUGCUCUCAUUGUCCUUGCCGAAAAAUUGAAUCCAUUCGCCGUACCAAAGACUGGUUUGGACCGUCGUUCAGCUGCCAUUGUUGUUCGUCAAGAAGUUGAAACCAAAUGGAAGAAAGAAUUCACUCUCGAGUUCUCACGUGAUCGUAAAUCCAUGUCCUCAUACUGCACACCAUUGAAAUCAUCACGUCUCGGAACCGGACCAAAGAUGUUCUGUAAGGGUGCCCCAGAAGGUGUCUUGGAACGUUGUACACACGCUCGUGUUGGAACUAGCAAAGUCCCACUUACCUCAGCUCUUAAAAACCGCAUCUUGGAACUCACUCGUCAAUACGGUACCGGACGUGAUACACUCCGUUGCUUGGCUUUGGCCACAGGAGACUCACCAAUGAAACCAGAAGACAUGGACUUGAAUGACUCAAAUAAAUUCUACACUUAUGAAGUCAAUCUUACAUUCGUCGGUGUUGUUGGUAUGCUUGAUCCACCACGUAAGGAAGUUUUCGAUUCAAUCGUUCGUUGUCGUGCUGCUGGUAUUCGAGUUAUUGUCAUUACUGGUGAUAACAAGGCUACAGCUGAAGCUAUUUGCCGUCGUAUUGGAGUUUUCGGUGAAGAUGAAGACACAACUGGAAAAUCAUACUCAGGACGUGAAUUCGAUGACUUACCACUUCAUGAACAAAAGCAAGCCGUUGCACGUGCUCGUCUCUUCUCUCGUGUAGAACCUUCUCACAAAUCAAAGAUUGUUGAAUUCUUACAAGGCAUGAAUGAAAUCUCUGCUAUGACUGGUGAUGGUGUCAAUGAUGCUCCAGCUUUAAAGAAGGCUGAAAUUGGUAUUGCUAUGGGUUCAGGUACAGCUGUCGCUAAAUCUGCAUCAGAAAUGGUCCUCGCUGACGAUAACUUCUCAUCCAUUGUCGCUGCCGUUGAGGAAGGUCGUGCUAUCUACAACAACAUGAAACAAUUUAUCCGUUAUCUUAUUUCAUCAAACAUUGGUGAAGUCGUCUCAAUUUUCUUGACUGCCGCUCUUGGCUUACCAGAAGCUCUCAUUCCCGUUCAAUUGUUGUGGGUCAAUUUGGUUACUGAUGGUCUCCCAGCCACAGCUCUCGGUUUCAACCCACCUGAUUUGGACAUCAUGAGCAAGCCACCACGUAAAGCUGAUGAAGGCUUGAUUUCUGGAUGGUUGUUCUUCAGAUGUAUCAGCAACAACAUGUCUUGGCCAGUAUAUGAGGAACUGCCAACAAAGGCAGACGAGGAUGACAAUAUGCAUAAGGAAAAAGUAUUAUCUUUCCUCUCUUGGAUGCAAUCAGCUCCGCAAGCCUCAACGUCAUCAAAAGAAAAGAAGGCCACAACAUCAUCAGCAACAACAUCAACAUUUGCCCUUAAGCUGAAAAAGAAGGAAACUCCAAUCAUCAUUUCUGAUGAUGACGACGAUGACAUCACAGUGACAAAAGCACGAAAAAGGCAAAAAACUAUGGAUUCGUCGAGUGAUGAGGAGAUGAAAAAUGAGAAGAAGGAAGCAGCAAAAACACGGCCAACGCCUUUGUUCUCUUUCUUUGCUCUUAAAAAGAAACUUCCCGUCUCCGAAAUCCAGCAAAGACCCACAUUAAAGUCAAGAGACUUUAAUGUGCUGCAACAGUCGGAGGUGCUACAUGGUGGUUCAUGUAUAGCUCUACUGGGCCAGGGCUCUCUUUUUGGCAAUUAUCUCACCAGUAAUCUCCAAUGCAUAGGAGGAGGAGAUGACUUCAAGGGAGUCGAUUGCAAAGUUUUCUCAGCACCAGAACCAAUGACAAUGGCUUUGUCAGUUCUCGUCACAAUUGAAAUGUUGAACGCCAUGAACAGCUUGUCAGAAAAUCAAUCUCUCGUUAAAAUGCCACCAUGGACAAAUAUGUGGUUGGUCGGAUCAAUGUGCUUGUCAUUCGCUCUUCAUUUCGUCAUCUUAUACGUUGAGGUUCUUUCUGGAGUCUUCCAAGUCACACCAUUGGGUAUUGAUGAAUGGUUGGUUGUAAUGAAGUUCUCAAUUCCAGUAGUGCUGUUGGAUGAAGUGCUCAAAUUAGUAGCCAGACGAAUUUCUGAUGGUGAGAGUUAUUUGAAAACAAUGCAUUACCUAGUGUUAGUGUGGGCCGUGUUCCUUGGCUUAAUCAUUUGGGGUCCAUUUUAAAUGAACAAAAAAAAAAAAUGAUAAUGCAACAAUCAUUAAACCACAUUAAAUUAUGAUGGAUUCCAAAUAUGAAGAAAUUACUUUAGCUGAUAAACUACUUUAGCAUAAAGAAGACCCUUUGUUUUAAAUUAUUUUUGAGUACCAUUUAGUUUUUUUCUUCUUGUGAAAGCUUUACUUGAAUUUACUUUAUUCUUUUCAAACAUUUUUUUUUUCUUUCCUAAUUUAACAAUAAUUUACUACAUUUAUGAUUUUAUGUGUUUUUUGAAAGAGCUUUAUAUUUUUAUUAUUUUUUACUAAUUCUUAAACAAUUUAUUUAAAAAAUUAUGAGAAAAAUUCAAAAAUGGAAAAACAACAAUAAAAUCUCAAAAAUGUUAUACUUUGAGUAUAUAGAUAAAGAAUACCCACCACCAAAUAGAGUUCAUGAAUGGAAAAAUGAAUAAUGAAAUAAAUAAAUUAACAUACAAUUUGAUAAACAUAAAUCUGAUAGCA
Messenger RNA from Chironomus riparius, 4391 nucleotides. The record is from the annotation of a GenBank genome assembly. NCBI's taxonomy places the organism in Eukaryota, Metazoa, Arthropoda, Insecta, Diptera, Chironomidae.